Messenger RNA from Aspergillus heteromorphus CBS 117.55, 964 nucleotides. RefSeq names its product DUF4604 domain-containing protein. NCBI's taxonomy places the organism in Eukaryota, Fungi, Ascomycota, Eurotiomycetes, Eurotiales, Aspergillaceae. The transcript has a single exon. The coding region runs from base 354 to 863 and encodes 169 amino acids. The record is from RefSeq and is a predicted model, not a curated record.
CGCCGGAGCUGUAUGCCCGAAUCCACUUCACCAUCUAUCCCUCCCGGAAGAAAACGUCAUCUUCUUCCUCUUCAUGAAGUUACAAUAUACAAUUGUAGCUGGAUACCAUAUCUCCCCGAUUCAGACCACCCGGACUGACGGGAUGACGCCGUGCUGAAAGACUGCGCAGGAAAGUUCCCCACAGCUGAGAAGCGGCGGGGUAUACUACAAUCUAUCUACCACCCUACGAUCUACUUACUUUGAACUGCUGUAACAUCAGUUCUCCCUAUCUACAUUGUGUGCUUGAGACUGUAUAGGCUGACAGUCAGAACCGGCUGACCAAGCCAUGUCGUUCAAGGCAAAGGACCUCGCCUAUGGUGCGCUUCUUUGUACCCCUCGCCCCCUUCCCAGACAACGCUAACCGAUUCCCAGAGGCCAAACAGCCAGCGUUCCUACAAAGACUCAAGAACCAGUACGGAGACACCUCCGGUCGUCUGGAGAGACCCAUUGCGCGACCGCGAAAACCGAAGAACGAGACCGACGAUGACGGACCUACCUACGUCGACGAGGAGAGUAAUGAGAUCAUCUCCAAGGAAGAAUACGAAGCUCUCGUUCGCGGCGACGAGGACAGGGAAGGCUAUAACGACAAUGCCCCGAAGGACCCGGAAGACAAAGGCGCGUCCGGGUCUGGGAUGGGCGUGGACGGGACGGCCUCCAAACAGAACGUGGCGGAGAUAGGAGGACCUCGCAAGAGGAAGCAGGCCAAGGUGGUCGGAGAAGAACCUCGUGCGGAAGAAACCAAGGAGACACCGAGGAAAGACUCAGGCAGUCGCAAGGCGAAGCAGAAGAAAAAGAUCAAGCUCUCGUUUGAUGAUGAGUCAUGAUGAUGCCAUUUGAGUCAUUCCACUUCACCUUUGUACUAUACCCAUUGUAUACCACCAUGUCUGGAAUUUAGUUGCAUGCCCCCUAAGUAGUAGUAGCGAGC